AAUUUUCUAUAAAUAAAUAAUUAAAAUGUCUGAAAUGGCUAGCUGUACAUUUGACUUCGAUAUCGUUGUGACGCAUAUCGACUUAACCCGUGUUGAAAGCGUGAAUUCGAAGGAACUGCAAGUAGAGGCCACAAUUAAUUAUAGAACAGUGUCCAUAACAGCCAGUCGAAUUAAUGUAACUGAAUUCAAAGAUAAUUGCAGCACUGAGCUCAAUGUGGUCCCAGCAAACCUUCGACAGACACUCGAGAAGUGCGGGAUGCCUGUGUUAGUUAAGUAUAGUGGUGAAAUUCUUUGCACCGGACAGUUAAGUUUUCCCGCGAAUGUCACAGAAAGCAUCUCGGAAAAUAUGCAACCUCUAAUGCACGUGGACACAUGUCGAUUAGAACGUGAUGGUCAAAAGAUUGGCACACUUGAAGUGCUCUAUCGCCUGUUCACUAAGUGCACUAAUCAGCCAAAGCCUGAGGAGAGCAGUUGCCGUCGUGACAUGGACAAAAGCAUCAAUAAGGAGGAUAUUCUAUUUAUUUUCGGCGGCUCCCAGAGAUGCCCCGCGGAUUGUGAUCCGUGUCUAGAUGCAGUUGACCCGGGGGAAGGUGACGAUUACCUGAGACUGGGAAGGCAAAGCGUUCAGACUGCUGCCCCCAAGUUUGUGGACACAUUAAUACAUAACCCAGUUGGUGAUUCCGUUUGCUGUGAGAUAAAGAAUAUGGCAGACGAUUGUGAUCAGAUUUUAAACUCAAUUUUUAGUCGCUCUGGCCAUCCAAGGCCUUUGAAGCCGCCUUGCCGAAAACCAGCUGACUUUAAUAAUCCCUGCAUACGUCUUGCUCGCGAAUCUCAAGAAAGCUUUCGUACAACACCUUGUUUCUCGUCCUUACCAGUACAGCAAGUUGAGAGUAGAGAUGUCCGUAAAAUGGUUCAGGUGCCACUGCCAAUCGAUGACAUGAAAAGCGAUAAACGCUUUUGCCACGUUUGCCUAACCAAUAUGUCAUUUCUCCCGAAAUUCGCCGCCUGUCCAAAUUGCGGAAUUAAGCCAAUGCCGAUCACUGAGCAAUGCCCAAAGGAAAAUAAACUAACUGUUGACCAAAUACUAAUGGAAUACCUUUGUAAGCCUGCCGAUGUAGAUGAUGGCAACUCAACUAGCAAUGCAGCAAAGGAAAUACAGGAAACCGAAUGUCAUUGCACGUGCAACCUCGGAAAACUCUGUGCACACUGUCGAGUAGUUAAAAAGUGUUCGGAAUUUUACCACAAGACUGGCAGCAAAGUGCCCAAAGUAUCUGAAAAUAUUGUAGAAUCCGAGGAGGAUUGUUCUAUUUCCGUAGAAGAAAAAAUGUCGCGUCAAUUUCUAGCACAACUGUUCUCCGAACUAUGCGACUUGCAAAAUAUUACGGGCAUCAGGCGAGCAUCCGAGCUUGAGAGGGAAUACCAUCAAAAGUCGCUACAAAAGAAGAAACGUCAUAGAGGUGGGCAUAAGAUGGCUCAUAAAAACAAAGGAAACUCAGUCCUAGCCUGUGUAAGCAGCGAUGCUGGUUUUACUUUGAGAAAGUCGGAGCAUCUUCGACGACUGAUUAGUGUAGGACACAAAGAUUGCGUGAGCACGGUGGGUCGUGUAUCUCGUCAUCACGGUUGGAAUUGGUCAGUCAGCCCAGAGGCACGCAAAUACGGUUGGCGACCUGGCGCCAUUCGCAAGCCCAUUUUGAAACUCAUGAAGUUCUUUUUGCACUACUCGCCAGCGGAUAAGGCCUUCAAUAAGUGCAAAAAGGAAGAAGCUGAAUUAGAAAAGACACAUCAGCUUCCCAUUCUUAACUUGUGCAAGAAGAAUGGUGAAAUCUUUAUAACACUGCGAACGAUCAAUAAUCCACACGUACGAAUGGAUCCCAUUGUGUUCAAAGUAGUCAAAAGCGAUUUAGCUGUUGCCCUAAGGGAGAUCAAGAGAAAGCUCAAAGAAAAGGGAUUUCCCAAGUGCACCUGCCACAAGACGGUGAUGAUGUGCGUCUGUCGCGAUAAUUUGGCGAAGAAGCAUCUCGAAUACGCACUGUCGAAGGAAUGCAAGCGGCGGGGCAUGGAGAACUGUGUAGAUCACCUGGUGCUCACAGAUACCAGUGACAGUGAGAUGGAGUUUGACUUCGAUGUGUCUCCCCCAGCAGCUUUAGCUACGUCAUUAAAAGAACACACUACCACCAAUGGCACACAAACUGACAAGAAAGAUCUCAACGUACCUCCCAAGUAUCCAGUGCCUCUCAAUCCUUACUGGCGUACCUAUGACUGUGCUUCUGGAGAUCGCUAUACGGGCACAGGGUUUGGUGAUCCCGGGGAGGCAGUAUUUGAGGAUGGCAUCUUUGGACAUGGAGGCGGUGGACCCCACGGAGAGUCAGCCGCUCCGGUAGGCAAGACUAAAGCCGCAGGAGUUUGGGGUGUCAGUCCAGGUGGACCUAUGCGCGGUGGUGGACGUACUGCACCAGUAGGUACAGGAGGUGGUGUGGCAGGUGGUGGCGGAGCUGUUUUCGGAGGCAACCUACACGGAAAGUCCUUUCCAGGGGUUAAAAAGCCACGUUCUGGCCCAAGUCCAGCUAUUCCUGUAAGAAUGCAUAAGCGCCAUAUUGAAGCUGUCAAACAGGCUGCUCAAGCAGAAAAAGAUGCAGUUAAGGAUGAGGUUGAGAGAAGAAAGAAGGGCAUAGACACAAUGAAAUAUUUAAUGAAAAAAGGCACCGUUCCAGAACCAUGGGAUCCGAAUAACCCUAAGCCAAAGGGACAGACUAAGCCGGCGCCAGCCGUGGGGCCUGAUGGACUAACUGAUGCACAGCGCAAGCGUCAAGCUCUCAACAAGAUGGACAGACCACCAAUUGGCAGCAUGCCACGCCUGGGAGGGGGCAACCGUUGCUGCUGUGCAGAACGUUGCUAUCCAUGCUGUUAUUAUUGCUAAGCGGGCAUUUUCGUCAAGUUGGCUGAGCCAUUGAACUUUAUUGUCAGACUGUUUGGUUGCAUGAAAUUUAAAUGUUGUUCGUCGUAUUAUUACUUUUGAAUAAAUUUGUA
This is a messenger RNA of Drosophila grimshawi, 3027 nucleotides long. RefSeq lists its product as uncharacterized. Lineage: Eukaryota; Metazoa; Arthropoda; Insecta; Diptera; Drosophilidae. The coding region runs from base 26 to 2917 and encodes 963 amino acids. The record is from RefSeq and is a predicted model, not a curated record. The transcript is spliced from 4 exons.